AUGUAUGUUCAGACCGUCAGCGUGGCAGUGAGCGCGAUCUUGACCAGCUCGCUCGUACAGAACCGGACAUCCUCUCGAAUUUGGAAUCAGUGGGAGUUGGAUUCUGCCCCGUUCUUGAGCGCAGGCUCGCGUGGCCCUCGGAUGUCGUCCAGCCGACAACCUUGCCAGGCUGAUCGGUACCCAAGUUUCUUUGAAUAUGACGCUUCUCGUGCUAACCCGCAGCUGCAUCGCUAUGUGCCGUAUCAAUAG
Messenger RNA from Pseudozyma hubeiensis SY62, 249 nucleotides. RefSeq lists its product as hypothetical. The record is from RefSeq and is a predicted model, not a curated record. The transcript has a single exon. Bases 1 to 249 code for a protein of 82 amino acids. NCBI's taxonomy places the organism in Eukaryota, Fungi, Basidiomycota, Ustilaginomycetes, Ustilaginales, Ustilaginaceae.